This is a messenger RNA of Myripristis murdjan (pinecone soldierfish), 867 nucleotides long. RefSeq names its product claudin 29 (gene cldn29). Bases 57 to 689 code for a protein of 210 amino acids. The record is from RefSeq and is a predicted model, not a curated record. The transcript has a single exon. Gene Ontology annotation, cellular component: membrane; bicellular tight junction. NCBI's taxonomy places the organism in Eukaryota, Metazoa, Chordata, Actinopteri, Holocentriformes, Holocentridae. Gene Ontology annotation, molecular function: structural molecule activity.
CUGCUUAGUGGAGGAGUCAGAAACAGCGAGAGGAAAAGGAACAACAGCAAACAGCAAUGGCAUCUUUGGGGCUGCAGAUUCUGGGAGUGGGACUGGCAGUACUGGGAUGGGUUGGGAACAUAAUAAUCUGCAUCCUGCCUAUGUGGAAAGUGUCUGCGUUCAUUGGGAACAACAUUGUGGUUGCGCAGACCAUCUGGGAAGGACUGUGGAUGACUUGCGUGGUGCAGAGCACAGGACAGAUGCAGUGCAAGGUGUACGACUCUCUGCUGGCCUUGCCUCCGGACCUCCAGGCAGCCCGGGCCAUGGUCGUCAUCGCCAUCCUGUUCUCUCUGUUUGGCCUCCUGCUCUCUGUGGUCGGAGGGAAAUGCACCACCUGCAUCGGGGAUAGAGCAGCGAAAGCCAGAGUGGCCAUCUCUGCAGGGGUUUUCUUCAUCCUGAGUGGGGCGCUGUGCCUGGUGACGGUGUGUCUACCUGCUAAUACUAUCAUCAAGGACUUCUACAACCCGCUGGUUCCAGAUGCACAGAGGAGAGAGCUGGGCUCGUGCCUGUAUUUGGGCUGGGGUGCAUCAGGACUGCUGCUGAUCGGUGGUGCACUUCUCUGCUGUCAGUGCCCAUCAAAAGGAGACCGAUACAAUGGAGCAAAGUAUUCCCCACCCAAAUCCACAACACCAGGGAAGGAGUUUGUAUGAGGUUGUGUUUUAGCAGGUUAAACUGUAUCUUGGGAGGAUGUUUGGUUGUAGGUACAAACCUGUUGCUUUUCAAACUGUGUGAGCUGCGACUUGCAGCAUGACUAAUUUCUUUGGACUAACACAUUGUAGAUUUUUGCUUUUGAAAGGGACAAAAGAGCCUAAAAGAUGUGGCAUGUGC